Molecule: messenger RNA, 263 nt
Organism: Adineta ricciae
Lineage: Eukaryota; Metazoa; Rotifera; Eurotatoria; Adinetida; Adinetidae
Source: the annotation of a GenBank genome assembly
AUGACCGGACGAAAAGCAAAUCCAGCCACAACGGCCACGAAAAGUCCAACCAAAGCUGCACCCAAAACCGCAACAACUGGCCGUGUAGUCAAAAAAGAUAAAUCGAAAAACGUUAUGCGUGAUUUACGUAUUCGCAAAUUAUGUUUGAACAUUUGCGUCGGCGAAUCUGGCGAUCGUUUGACACGUGCAUCGAAAGUACUUGAACAAUUGACUGGCCAAACACCAGUUUUCUCCAAAGCACGUUACACCGUCCGAUCAUUUGG